Cucurbita moschata (crookneck pumpkin) is the source of this 808-nucleotide messenger RNA. Its product is annotated as thioredoxin H-type-like. The record is from RefSeq and is a predicted model, not a curated record. The transcript is spliced from 5 exons. Bases 404 to 808 code for a protein of 134 amino acids. NCBI's taxonomy places the organism in Eukaryota, Viridiplantae, Streptophyta, Magnoliopsida, Cucurbitales, Cucurbitaceae.
UCUCUUAACAGAUUUGAACCUAAAAAAAAAUUGGAAGAGUCUCUAAUUUUUUAUUUAGUGGAUCGAUAGAAGCUGUAUUCAUCCGAUCGUUACAGGUGGAGGUUGAUCUGUAUUCUGAUCCCUCGCCGCAAAAAUUGGCUUGUUCUUCUCGAUAAUUUUCCCUCUGCUCUCACAUUCCUUGUUCUCCUUCAACCAAUGCAUUUCAGCCUUAAUUAGAAGUUUUUUUCUCGAAAUUUUCGUUUUCGUCUUCGUCCUCUUCCUUCUCUAGGCGCUGCUUCUCCUGAAAUCUCAGGAUCGGCUUCAAUGAUGAGUUGUACAAGAUGCUGAAUCAACGCUAUCCCAAGGUGUACUGUUUGGAAACGACCUUAAUUUUUUCAGACAGAGAUUCGAUUUUGCAUUUUCAAUGGGAAGCUGCUGGACUAAGCUUUUCAAUAGCGAUCAGAAAGACAAUGCCGUCAAGGAGCAAGUUGAUAGCAAAAACGUACACCUCAUUACCUCGAUUGAGAAGUGGGAGGCGAAGCUUUCGGAAGCAACUAAAGAUGGCAAAAUUGUUGUUGCAAAUUUCAGUGCACCAUGGUGUAGACCUUGUAAAUCCAUGACACCAGCAUUUUGUGAGCUUGCUGAUAAGUAUACUUCCAUGGUAUUUUUGGCCAUUGACGUCGACGAGCUAGCUGAGCUCAGUAAAUCGUGGGACAUCAAAGCCACUCCAACAUUCGUGUUCUUUAAAGAUGGUCGCCAAGUAGAUAAAUUAAUAGGAGCUGACAAGUCAGAUCUGCAACAGAAGAUAGCUGCCAUGGACGAGGCUUGA